Mycena citricolor is the source of this 1534-nucleotide messenger RNA. The record is from the annotation of a GenBank genome assembly. Lineage: Eukaryota; Fungi; Basidiomycota; Agaricomycetes; Agaricales; Mycenaceae.
CGCGACUUGCACUUCAGUUCACUGCAUAAUCGAAACUGCUCCGCACUGCAAAAGCCUUCAUUCACCUACGGCCUUGAUUGCCCUCAAAAACUUGCCUUGAUUCAAAUAUUUGGCCUUACUGUCCUGCUCAACUUGCACGCGUCGCUUCGUGGUCUAGGCUAACAUGCCUCGGGAGAUCGUAACCCUGCAGUUGGGACAAUGCGGAAAUCAAAUGGGGUCUGUGUUCUGGCAACGGUUAUGCGCAGAGCAUGGCAUCAACAAAGAAGGGAUCUUGGAGGAGUGGGCAACAGAGGGAGGGGAUCGAAAAGACGUGUUUUUCUAUCAAGCAGACGAUGAACACUAUAUUCCACGUGCAAUCCUAGUCGAUCUCGAGCCUCGCGUGAUCAACAAUAUCCUCACAUCUCCCUACGCCAAUCUCUACAAUCCCGAGAACAUCUUCGUUUCCAAAGAUGGGGGUGGAGCAGGAAACAAUUGGGCUCAAGGCCACGCAUGGGGGGAGCGCAUCUAUGAGGAUGUUAUGGAAAUGAUCGACCGUGAAGCUGAAGGAAGCGAUUCGUUAGAGGGAUUCAUGGCCAUGCACUCCAUUGCAGGAGGAACAGGGUCUGGCCUAGGCUCAUUCCUUUUGGAACGAUUAAACGACAAAUUCCCGAAGAAGUUGAUCCAGACCUAUAGCGUCUUCCCGAAUGCACAUGAGGGAGAUGUUGUUGUACAGCCGUACAAUUCGAUGUUGACUCUGAAAAGACUUGUCAAUCACGCUGACUCUGUGGUCGUCCUCGACAACGGCGCGUUGUCUCGCAUAUCUGCCGACCGUUUACAUGUGCAAACCCCCACCUUCGAUCAGACUAACCAGUUGGUUGCGACGGUGAUGGCAGCCAGCACUCAAACACUCCGAUACCCCGGGUACAUGAACAACGACCUCGUUGGAAUUAUCGCGUCUUUGAUACCAACUCCACGAUGCCAUUUCCUGAUGACCUCCUAUACGCCUUUCACUAGCGACCAAAUCGACAAGGCGCGUGCUGCUCUGGCCCAUGAGGCUUGUCCCAAGAAUCGUAUGGUCUCAACGAGACCCAGCAAAACAGCUUGCUAUAUCUCAAUAUUGAACAUCAUCCAGGGGGAUGUUGACCCCACAGACGUCCAUCAAUCUCUCCUGCGGAUCAGAGAGCGACAAUUGGCCAAUUUCAUACCCUGGGGGCCUGCUUCGAUCCAAGUCGCGUUGACUAGGAGGUCCCCUUACGUUGCGUCCAACCACCGAGUCAGUGGAUUAAUGCUCGCUAACCACACCAGUAUUGCCUCGCUUUUCAAGCAAAUGCUCGAUCAAUUCGACAAACUGCGCCGGAAGAAUGCGUUCCUUGAGCAGUACAAGAAGGAACGGAUUUUCGAGAACAGUUUGGACGAAUUCGAUGAUGCUAGGGCCACUUGCGAAGAGCUUAUGAAAGAGUACAAAGCCUGUGAGAGCGCAGAUUAUAUUACGUAUGGCGCACAGGACGGAGAACAACCAGCAUGAAUGACCUUAUAUCUGUAGCCUUAGCUGUAU